Molecule: messenger RNA, 1803 nt
Organism: Paralichthys olivaceus (Japanese flounder)
Lineage: Eukaryota; Metazoa; Chordata; Actinopteri; Pleuronectiformes; Paralichthyidae
Source: RefSeq, a predicted model, not a curated record
AUGACAGUGACGUACUCCCGCAGGGUUGCUGAUGCAGGUCUGGGGACCUUCUUUCACCUGCUCCUGCGAUGGAAAGGCAGCAUCUAUAAGCUGCUCUACAGAGAGCUCAUCAUCUUCACACUGCUCUACUACUUCUUCAGUAUUGUUUAUAGGUACUCACUUGAAAGAAAAAUUGUGACAGCAGUGGAUUCUAACUGGACAAAAGUGGCGACAGUGGCCGUCUACAGUUUCUUCCUGGCUUGUCUGAUUGGUCGUCAGUUCUUGGAUCCAGCUCAGGGUUACUCGGGUCACGAUCUGGACUUCUACCUGCCUGUGUUCACCCUCCUGCAGUUUUUCUUCUACGUUGGUUGGCUGAAGGUUGCGGAGCAGCUCAUAAAUCCUUUUGGUGAAGACGACGAUGACUUUGAAACCAACUGGCUUGUUGAUCGCAAUUUACAGGUGUCCUUGCUGUCUGUGGAUGAGAUGUACGACAGCCUGCCGCUGGUUGAGAGGGACAUGUACUGGAAUGAGUCUGAGCCUCAACCUCCCUACACCGCUGCCAGUGCUGAACACCGCAAACCCUCCUUCAUGGGCUCGGCUCUGGAUAUCAGUGUUCCUAAGGAGGAGAUGGAGUUUCAGUCCAAUCUGGAGCAGAUCAAGGAACAUGAAGAAGCCAACUACUCCACCCCACUGCUCGGAGGGUUGGGUCGUCUCCUUGGCGUCCAGUCCCCUAACUUUCCUCGCUCCUCCCGGGUGUCUUUGCUGCGCCGCCGCCCUGGAGCUCCACUGAGCCGCUUCCCUCUUUACCUACACCCAGAAGCUCCAUCAACACCAGGUCAAGUCCGCCAGCCUUUGAACCAAGAGCGAGAUCCGGACUAUGCCUUCUCCACCAUGCCCCUGUAUGAGAGACCAGGUUUCUACAGCUGCCCACAAACACCCAUCCACUGCGUCCCUCCUGCUGUGCCUCGCCCUCGACCCACCCGGAGGGCCCAAAACGAGUGGGAUCGCAGCUGCAGCUCCCUCGCCCAUCCAAUGCUGGGCUCGCAGCUGCUACCCCCUGACACCCCUGGCCAUGUCCCCCAACCUCCAUCCUCUGCUUUCCCCUGGUUGAAUGAAGAUGGCGAGAGUGCCCUGACCUUCUCCUUCCCAGAUUCUCCACCUGAGCUUUGCCCAAUAUCUAAAAUCAGACCAGGACACGGCCUGCUGUCUCGCCGGCCUCCUCCUCCUCGCCUUACUUUGGACAACCUCCCCAUGUCCGAAAGCCAGCCCGGACCCGCGAGUGCUCGAGCUGCAGGAAAUGGAGGAGAACGGGUGUUCUCGUUCAAUCCUCCCCCUCGAACAGCCGCAAUAAACCCCAGUAAUCCCAACAGCAGCUCUAGCAGCAUUAAUGCAACCAGCACCAACAGCGCUGGCCCGACGGGAAGUCUCUGUAACGGUACAAGUCACACUAAUUUUAGUAACCAUGGGAACUUCAGCGCCAGCAUGAGGGCAAGCAACGGAGGCAACAAUGGUGGGCUUAGCAACAACAUGAACCUGGUCUCCGCGUCAGCCUCAUCUCCGCAAGAAACCAACCAGCAACACUCGCCCAAUGAUUCAGGAAUCUCCCUGGCUGAAGGGGACCUGCUGGGCGUUUUGGUGGAUGGCAGCGUGAAAAAGGAGUCGGGAGGGCAGGAACAGGACGUGUGACAGUGUUUCUGUAUCACUCGUCAUUACAAAUAUUUCACACACAUACACACACAGGUACUGACCUAUGUUCCGUCUAAAAUCUAGAGCCUCACACACGACUGAAAACUAUUUGUUGAGUUAACACUGGGUUAAUCUCUA